Molecule: messenger RNA, 279 nt
Organism: Colletotrichum acutatum
Lineage: Eukaryota; Fungi; Ascomycota; Sordariomycetes; Glomerellales; Glomerellaceae
Exons: 1
Coding region: 35-277 (80 amino acids)
Biological process (GO): G protein-coupled receptor signaling pathway
Cellular component (GO): membrane
Molecular function (GO): mating-type factor pheromone receptor activity
Source: RefSeq, a predicted model, not a curated record
CGCAAGCUUCGUGUUGCUGCUGAUCGUCGUUGUCAUGAUGCCUUCUAUGAGACUCAUUGUGGCUUCCCUCUGGGCUCACAUUACUGCCUUCGCCAACAAUACAGUUCGCAUGACGCUGCUGGCACUAAUCUUCACUUCAACCGACUGGACCAACUUUUACACGCGCUUUGCGUCAGACUACUCCCGCGUCGCUGCAGCUGAAUUCCAUCUGAGAAUCAUGGCGGAAUCGACCUCGGUGAUCUUACACAUCCUUGUCCAGGUAUCACUGGAAAUCUAGGC